GCCGCUCAGAGGCGGCGAGCUGCGCGGGGCUGCGGAGCGCGUCGGGCGCAGCCGGGCGAGCGGGGGCCGCGGAGGUGACAGCCCAGCGCGCCCCCUCCCUUCCCGGCCGGCCGCUGGCACAGCGGGCCGGGGGGCAGCCGGCGCCGGCGGUUCCGCGGAUGCCGCCGCCACUCCCCGGCUGACUCGGCCGCGGGCGGGCUCCUCGCUCCGGGUCUCCGCCGCGGCGCUCCCGGGCGCUCUCCCUAGCCUCCGGCCGGCGAGGGGGCCGCCGCAGCCGCGGCCAGCGGGACCGAGCGGGGCGGCCGCCUGAGCCUAGCCGGUCGCCUCGGCGCGGGAUCGGGGCCCCGGGGGCGGCUUUGGAGACGACCGCGGGCCACCCAGCGGGAAGAGGCGAGAGGGGGUCGUCGGCGCCGCCUCCGCCCGUGUCCAAGGAUCAUGGAAGCGCCCGGCGUGUCUUCCCGGGGUCUGUGGAUCUCCCUCCUGGCGCCCCUGCUGUUUUCCAGCUGCCCAGCUGUUGGAGGACAGAACACGGAGAUAACGCAACACCCAGAAUCCGUGUCGGUGAGAGCUGGAGAGACCCUCACUCUAACCUGUACCCUCGUUCUAACUGGGGCGAAUCUGCCAGGAGGAGUGCGGUGGUACAAAGACCUGGACAGAAGCCAACCCGUUUACAGUGAUCGAGAAGGAUCUUCCUCCCGGGGGGAGAGGGUUGUCCCAGCAUCAAACACAGACUUCAGCAUCAACAUCCGAAACAUCCUCCCUGAAGAUGCCGGGACCUAUUACUGCGUGAAGCUCAGGGCAGGGAAACCAGAGACAGAACUGGCUAAGGGAAAAGGCACUGUGGUCUCUGUGACCGCCAGUCCAUCCCAGCCUUCGCUUCGUGGCCCCCCGGGAAGAAUCACGGCAGGGUCUCGGGCCUCUUUCAACUGCUCCGCAGAGGGAUUCUCCCCCCGAGAGAUCACAGUCCUCUGGUUAAAGGAUGGGAGAGAAGUAGGGGAUGCCCAGACCAAGAUUCUGGAUUCUGGUGGAAGGCAGAGCAUCUCCUACCGAGUGGAGAGCACCGUGGAGGUGCUGCUCGGGCGCAGAGACGUGAAGUCACAGCUGACCUGCCGGAUCAAGCACAGCUCCUUGGAGGCGCCUCUCCAGCAGGACUUUCUGCUUGGUGCCAUCCUGAGAGUUCCCCCCAAAGUGAGCCUUGUCAUCAGCCCACCUUCCCCCGUCUGGCUGAACGCCACCGUGAAUGUCACUUGCAGCAUGGAAGACUUUUACCCAGGUGAUGCAAACUUGGAGUUGUUUACCAAGGAUGCCCCAAGCAGAAGAGCAAAGACUGGGCCGAGGAUCCUGAAUUCCAACGGGACAUUUUCCCUCAGGAGCUCCCUGGAGGUGAUGGCCACCGAAGACAGGAACUCAUCAAUGUUCAUUUGCCUGGCUGAGCAUAAUUCCCAGCCUGUGGUCAAUAAAAUGACGACUCUGUUCAUUACAAUGCAACUUGAAGACAACAAAGGUUUGGAAGGUGAUCCAGCAAGUAAGUAUAAUAAAAGAACCAUUUUAAUCAUUGCUGUGGUGAUUUGUGCACUCCUGGUUAUGCUGGUGAUUGCGGUUAUCUACCUCAUCCAAGCAAGACACCGCAAAGGUAAAGACUCCACGUCUGUAAGGCUUCAUGAAUCUGAGAAGUCUCCUGGAUCGAUGAAUCAGGACCCCGAUCCCAACAACGUCGCCUAUGCAGACUUAAACUUUGACAAGGACGUCCAGAAGAGACCCCGCCCAGUGGCCGAAAGCGCCCCGUCGGAAUACGCCACCCUCCAGGCUGUGCAGCCCGCGCCCAACAAUGAGAAUGUCACCUAUGCAGACUUGGACAUGGUGCAGCUGAGCAAAGCGCCCAAGCGGCCUGCCCCAAAGGCCGAGGAAGCGAGCUCCGAGUACGCCAGUGUCCAGAUACAGAAGAAGUGACCUUCGGUGAGAGGCAGCGGCUGCUUGGGGCUCGAUGGGCCUUCUGACCGGUUUGUCGGGGAUCUCCUGGCAGGGCUUGGGUGCCAGAUCUUGUGCCCAAGCUAGGUCCUGACAGGGGUGCCAUGGGGUUGGCCUUCCGCCAUGCAACUCCUUGGAAACUUGAUUGGUGCUACCCGCAGUUGCAUCCUUUUUUGAGCUCGCCCAUGAUGCUUCUUCCUUCCCUGCUUGUCAAGCGGAUGGGAGAUGUCUAGAUCAGAUAAGGAUCUAACACAGCUUUUCUCACUGGACACCGUAACUCUUUCCUCUUAAUUCAUCAACACCCCACCGAGAAUAAGCAGAGCACGCGAGGCGUGGGGGUUCAGGCAGGUGGACUGCUGUGUCUGGCUCUCCCUGAUGAAGCUCUUCUCAUUGUCCUUGGAGGCCACCAAGACUUCUGAGAUGCCACCUUGAGAUUCCUCCUUUCUGGAGCCAGGCUCCAUUGGUGGCCCCAGCUAGCCCAUAACACAGAAAUAACUUUUGGAUCGGGCACUGUCCUCAUCAAGGCUCUUGAGUAGACUUCAUGAGAAGUGGGGAGGAAGAAGGCCUACUUUCCCAAGUGCUCUUGGGCACAGGAAGCCUCCUUUCUUGGCCAAGAUUGUGUCUCUCUCAUUUUGCUUUACUAUAACCUGCAGAUACUUCCUCGGUUGUCCCUUGACAAUAUGUGCCUCUUUAGGAUAGUGCAACUCAGCCAGUUUUGGCUUUCACUGAGCCCCAGGGCUUUUGCUGGCAAGGCCAAAUCUAUAGAAAACCUUCUAAUGUGUCAAUCACCCUCUUUUUUUAAAAAGAUCAAUGUUUAAAUCAUUUCUUCCCUUAGUAUUUCUCAUUUUGGAAGGCCAUGGAGACAUGAAACAGCCGCUGUGAUCUACUUGGGGCUAGAAAAUUAGGAACCAAAUUGAUUAAUUGCUUGGGUUCCUGACCAAUCCAUUUUCUUUAUUGGCCUUCUCCCAUAUUAAGCUUACAGUAACUCUAACAGUAAAGAUGUGUGUGUGUGUGUGUGUGUGUGUGUGUGUAUUUCUGAAAGGUGGAUCUCCCUUCUCUUUCCACCAUCCUCAUGGAAAAGGAAG
Messenger RNA from Candoia aspera, 3053 nucleotides. Its product is annotated as tyrosine-protein phosphatase non-receptor type substrate 1-like. Gene Ontology annotation, cellular component: plasma membrane. The transcript is spliced from 9 exons. The coding region runs from base 436 to 1950 and encodes 504 amino acids. Lineage: Eukaryota; Metazoa; Chordata; Lepidosauria; Squamata; Candoiidae. The record is from RefSeq and is a predicted model, not a curated record.